AUGCCGAAGGAAAUCAAGGAGAUCAAGGAGUUCUUGGUCAAGGCUCGCAGAAAGGAUGCUAAGUCGGUCAAGAUAAAGAAGAACAGCAACAACACCAAGUUCAAGGUCCGCUGCGCCACCUACCUGUACACCCUCGUCGUUGCUGUAAGUGUUCAUUUAUUCUUGAAACGAGCAAGCCAGUGAACAUAGAAACUUUUUGUCAUCCGUGAAAGUCUCGCUAUGUUUCGUCGUGUACGCAUUUCUUGACACGUUUUUCGUAGUGUGAAUUGAAAUUCUUGAACUAUUCUAGAUAAGUCGCGAGAAUUUGAAGUUUUCAUUUGGAAAUGUUUUGUCAAUAGUUAGCUUCGUCUGAUAAUACAUCUGAGGUUCAUUGUCAUUUUUUGCAGGACAAGGACAAGGCCGAGAAGCUGAAGCAGUCCCUCCCACCAGGCAUUCAAGUCAAGGAGCUCAAAUAA
Messenger RNA from Caenorhabditis sp. 36 PRJEB53466, 455 nucleotides. The record is from the annotation of a GenBank genome assembly. Lineage: Eukaryota; Metazoa; Nematoda; Chromadorea; Rhabditida; Rhabditidae.